AUGAGAAAUGUCCAAUAUCAAAAGAGUCUAUUAAAAAGUAAACGCAGCUCUGAAGGUGACAGCGAAGGUAGAUAUCGUCAAAAUGAUCUUUUUUUGCAAGAAAGAACAGCAGUUUUCAAACGAAAUGCUAAAGGGAAGAAAAUGAAAGGAAAAAUCAUUCAUGAGCAGGUAAAAGUUACAUUACUUAUAGAUAAAGGUUAG
Molecule: messenger RNA, 201 nt
Organism: Clunio marinus
Lineage: Eukaryota; Metazoa; Arthropoda; Insecta; Diptera; Chironomidae
Source: the annotation of a GenBank genome assembly